Messenger RNA from Ruditapes philippinarum (Manila clam), 4203 nucleotides. RefSeq names its product zinc finger protein 76-like. Gene Ontology annotation, biological process: regulation of transcription by RNA polymerase II. Bases 257 to 2581 code for a protein of 774 amino acids. The transcript has 16 exons. NCBI's taxonomy places the organism in Eukaryota, Metazoa, Mollusca, Bivalvia, Venerida, Veneridae. The record is from RefSeq and is a predicted model, not a curated record. Gene Ontology annotation, molecular function: RNA polymerase II cis-regulatory region sequence-specific DNA binding; DNA-binding transcription factor activity, RNA polymerase II-specific.
CCAGUGUUCCCUGUUGCUGAUGCAAAUGGGAAAAAUUUCGAACCAACAUCAAGAGAAAAUAUGUUUUGGGAAAAAUAAACUAUGUGAUUUAUUGAACCAUAAGGACUCAAAAUGUCUUUAAACUUGUUAUAUUACAAAUCACAAGUUCUGAUUUAUUCAAGAUGGCUACCAAUCAGUUACCUUCACCGUGUCAGGCGAAAAGGUACAAGUCAAAGAGUAACACCAUACUUGCUGUGCCCUCAGGGUUCAGUGGAUCAUGGAUGAUCUUAAUGUAGACAGUGACAAUGUACAGAAUAUUAUCGCCCACUUAGAAGAGACAGAUUCCAAACAUGUUGUUACACCAAUCAGUGUUGGAGGAGAACCUGUCAGUAUUAAAUGUCUCUGGAGUGAAGGAGACGCCCAUCAGCUGAGUCUGGAAGUACUUCAAGAUGGUAUUAAAGUGAAAACACCAGAUGAUGAUCCAUCGUUAGAUCCUGGAAUAGGUGAAAAUAGCAGUGACCAGAUCCUCCAUAAUGACCACGAGCUUCAUGUAAACCAAUUAAAACAAGAAGCAGAAUCUGAUGACAACUCUAUCCUGACAGCUGGUGAGAUCAGUGAGGGGCAUAUAUUACACGUACACGAGAAUGUGAAUACUAUAUUAUCUGAUAGUACAGGAAGCAUGACUGUAACCACAAGUCUUGCUGGAGAUCUCAACUCCCAAACUUCACAAGAUGUUAUACAACUUCUUCUCCCUUCAUCAGACGAGGCUUCAGGGAAUCACAACACAGGUGGCGUUCCUGUGAUGAAUCUUGAUACAGGAGUGAUAACGACUGAGGAUUUGGGCCCCCCUCACCCUACACAGACAAUACAGGCCAUUACACUGGCUGAUGGAAACACAGCAUUUAUACAACAUCCAGGUGGCUCUAAAUUUCUUGAAGGACAAACUAUAACAUUAGAUGAUGGUACUACAGCUGUUAUACAAGCUAUCCCAGAUAAAUUGAAUCUGAUGUCAUCAAUAUCAAAUCAAAAUAUAGUUCAGACAGGAGGGAGUACCACAGGAGCAGUACACUUAGAUGAUACAUCAUUCCUUAACCAGGCUGUUAAAGAUGGACUUCAAGCAAUUAUUCUAGAAGAUGGAACAACAGCCUACCUCGCCACACAGCAGACACCAGGUGGCACUGGUGGCCUCAUAGACAGUUCUCAGCUAGAAGCUACAACCUUGACAUUGGAUCAGCUCACUUCAUCAGGGGUAUCAGGUGUACAGACAGUGCUCACAAAUGGACUAGUCAAUGUAGAUGCUAAAUCAAUGGCUUCUACAACAACAGAAUCUCAAAUACAAGUAACAACAGUCCAAGGACAAACAUCAGAGACUAAAGGAGCUGUGGCAUUACCGACAUAUACAACAGACAAAGUGGGACCAUUCCUAGAGAAAGCAUACAGAUGUGGUUUUGAUGACUGUGGCAAGUAUUAUACCACACUUCAUCAUUUAAAGGUACAUGAACGCUCGCAUACUGGUGACCGUCCUUUUAAGUGCGAGUAUGAGAAUUGUGGGAAAGCAUUUGCUACAGGGUAUGGCCUGAAGUCACACACGAGAGUUCAUACUGGUGAGAAACCCUAUAAAUGUCAUGAAGAAAGCUGUGAUAAAGCAUUUAAAACAUCUGGUGAUCUACAGAAACAUAUCAGAACUCAUACAGGAGAGCGGCCAUUUAAGUGUCCUUUUGAAGGUUGUACAAGAUCGUUUACCACGUCUAAUAUACGGAAAGUUCACAUUCGUACACACACUGGGGAACGACCUUAUAUAUGUCCUGACGAAGGCUGUGGACGAGCAUUUGCCUCGGCUACCAAUUAUAAAAACCAUGUCCGCAUACAUACAGGUGAGAAGCCAUAUGUAUGCACAGUGAUGGGCUGUGGGAAACGAUUUACCGAAUACUCUAGUCUAUAUAAACAUCAUGUAGUACAUACUCACACUAAACCAUACACGUGCUCCAGAUGUGGUAAGACGUACAGACAAACAUCCACACUUGCCAUGCAUAAGAGAACAACACAUGGCGAAGAUGUCACUCCAGAAAGUGAAGCAUUACUGUACCAGGAACAGACACAAGUUGCAGCCAAUGAGAGUCUGGAACCACCUGGCAAACGUAUUAGACUGGGCCUCGUGAACCAAGAUGAGGUGUCAGAGGAGGGAGAUGGUGCUCUCAUCAUUAAUUCAUCAGAUGUUACCCAACAGUUAGCAUUUGUUGGAACAGACGGUAUGAAUACUGGAGUAGAUAUUUUACAGUCACCUUUCAACAACCACCAGUCAACCUUGUUACAACAGGCUGGAGUAGCUUUUACACUGAGUGAUCAGGGUCAACAAGUGUUUGUUAUAACAGAUCCAGCUCAGCUAGAAGCUUUACAACAAAUUGCCAAACACCAAUUGGAGAGUGAUACUGACCCACAGUCUCUGUUGACAACAACCUUGAACUCUGAUGACCUCAAUUCUGUACAAACUACUGACAAUAUUGUUACUAUGGUAACGGAAAUAACAACAGAAUCUGAUGUGAAGCAUAUUCCAUCUGUAUCUAUAGCAACUGCAGAUGUUACACAUAUUGACAAUGUAUAGUGUUAUGUUUGUAAAAUGAGUUUAUUAUUUAUCCUUCAAAAGGAAAUGGUUUAAAGUUCAGUGAGGAAGUGAAUAGUUUCAUAUUUAUAAUUCAUAGGGAGUGAACAGUUUCAGGUUGAGUAUGUCAAUGGCAAUCAAAAGGAACAGAGUAGAGAAAGCGUCAGAAAAGGGAGGGAAAUGGUUUAAUGUUAAAUUUGUGUUUCAAAGGAAGUGAUUAGAAAUAAAAUAAGCUUGCUACAAAUUUAAUAAUUUAGAAACAAAAAAGAAACCAAAUUGUCAGUAAUUAUCAUUAAGGUGGAAUAAAGCAGGAUGUUAUGAUAGCCCCACAGGUCCAUGUUACAAAGUGCUCUUUUUGUAACUGUUUGGUACAGUAUUAUUAACGACACUUUAUUAUAGCAUAGCAAUUUUUUUUCAUGUUAACUUUAUACAAUUUGGACCAGGUUGUAAUGACACCUGUGAUAACUGAUCGACUACUAUUUGUUAGUACAUCUUCUAAAUCAAAAAGUAUUAUAUAUGUAUUUUUCUGUGUAAUAAUUCCCCCACGAAGUUUAAUGGAGUUGAGGUUUUGUCGGUCCAAUUGUCAUCUGGGUCAAAUUUAUGAAUUCUGGACAAUAUAUAGUGCCAGGAAUGUGAUAUUGUAAUCAAACUCCAUAUGAAGAGACCUCAUUUGAGAUUGCUUUUGAACACUCUAUGGUCAAGGUCACUGUAACUAAAAAUAGAAUAAUUGUUUCUGGUCAAUCACAACACUGAGGAAUGAGAUAUUGUUAUCAAACAUGGUAUAUAGCAAGCUUGUGUGGAGAUAAGGCAUGGGAUUGCCUUUGGGCUUUGAAGGGCAAGGUCACCACUGCGAUUAAAAAGAGAAAAAAGGUUUCUGGAUGAUAGUGAGAUAAUGUAAUCAAACUUAGUAUUAAGGAACCUUUUGUAGAGCACUUACUUGAGAUUGCUUUUGUACCUAGGAUCAAGGUCAAUGAUACUAAAAAUAAAAAUGGUUUCUAGUUGAUAACUAGAAUUAAGAACAAGGUGAAGCAAGAUUACUAAAAUUUAGUACAAGCCUCUUUUUUAUAUUCCUCUGUAACCCAAUGGUCUUUAAUGAAACUAUAGAUUGUAUUUAUUUUUCUAACUAAAUCUUGCAUGAUAUUGAAUAAUGGUUUUUCAUACAUUGUAUAGUUAAUUUGGCAGAUGGGGUUAUGAAUCACCUCUAGUUUUAAUUUUUGCUCAAGCUAUAGACUGGAGUAAUACUGACAAGGACAAGUGACAAGCCAUGUUUUCAAAUGGAAGAUAAUUCUCAAAAGAUCUGGUUUUGGGAAACAAGAUUAACAGUAUGGUAUCUCUUCUGUGGCUAUAGGGGUAAAAAACCUGUACCAUACCCCUACAUGGAUGUUCAAAGUCUUGCUAACUUUGGUACCUUUGACGAUAUGUUAGUUAUUUGAUAUUCAAAUCCCUUUCACAUAUAAAUUAACUGUUCCAAACCAUGGCCAUAAGUGAGGCAAGGAUUAGCAUAAAGUGUAUUUUAAUGUAAUAAUGAAUAACUUAUCACAGUCUUUCUGUUUGCUUUGAAAUAUUAAUCUUACAUAUUUGUUAUCAAUGCAAAAAGAUUUAUUAAAGUCGAUUUAUUUAUUAUC